UUUCAAUAUUUUCAUAUGUUUUUUUUUCUCUGGAUUUCAUCUGAUUAUUUUUCGAAUUAUAAUCCUCUUCAUCAUCUUAUAUAUCUUGCAAUAUGACAUUCUAUCAUUUUGUAAAUUGUCUUCUAUUGACUUUUGGUCCGCCAGUUAUUCUUUAUCGGUUUUCAGUCAUAUCCGAAUAUGGAACAUUAAUGCGAGUAUUAACCGGUGCAUUAUCGUACAUAUUAACACAGAUGAGUAAGAUGCUUAUAAUAGCCGGUCUGGUUAAUCUAACAGAAUUUUGGGAACAUUUAAUCGAUUGUAUUGGCCUUUAUUAUUCAAUGGUACAUUAUCAAAAAGCAUCGGUUGCAUCGGUUAAAAUUCUUAGCACAGCACUUGGUUGGACGGUAACGGAAUCUAUAUUUACACGUUUGGUCAAUUUUUACAUCAAUGCUCGAUCAUUACAAUUUGAUUGGCAUCAUUUGAUUGAUGCUUGUGGUGCAAAUAUUGAUCUUGUACAAAAUAUUUGUUUAUGUUCAUUAUUAUGGUAUUGGAAUCGAAAAUCGAACAAACUUUAUUUGGCCAUGAUCAUCGGUUAUAUAUUGGCAAUUUCAUUCACUGAAUUUAACAUUAUUCAUCGUACCGGUAUGGUUAUGGCAUUUAGCAUUGCAUCAAUGGCCAUAUUAAAUGUGAAUGAAAAAUGAUUUAAAUUCAAUUAAAUGGAAAAAAUGUUCUUUUAUUUACA
Dermatophagoides farinae (American house dust mite) is the source of this 721-nucleotide messenger RNA. Lineage: Eukaryota; Metazoa; Arthropoda; Arachnida; Sarcoptiformes; Pyroglyphidae. The record is from RefSeq and is a predicted model, not a curated record.